Molecule: messenger RNA, 1290 nt
Organism: Rotaria sp. Silwood2
Lineage: Eukaryota; Metazoa; Rotifera; Eurotatoria; Philodinida; Philodinidae
Source: the annotation of a GenBank genome assembly
AUGAAUAACAAGAAGAUUGACAUAUAUAAUGAACUUAUUUCAAAAGAUUGGAUAACAAAUAUUAAUGAUAAUGAAAAUAGUCUUGUUCGAUAUGAUGAACCACCGACUUAUGAAACAUUUAUUCGAGAGUGUUUGCUUAAAAAUCGACCAGUAAUUUUUACAGCUAAAUGUGGUCUCAUAAGCCAAUGGUCAUGUAUUACUGAAUGGCAAUUACUUGGUCAAUCAGUACAUGAUGUUCGUAUUGAACAAUUAAAUACAAAUAUUCUUUCAUUAGAAUUUUUUGAUCAGUGUUUGCUCAAAAAUCGACCAGUAAUUUUUACAGCUAAAUGUGGUCUCAUAAGCCAAUGGUCAUGUAUUACUGAAUGGUUAAAUAAAGAUCAAACCGAACCUGAUUUUGAUCGAUUGAUAAAUUUAUAUGGUCAUAUGACUGUACCUGUUACAAAAUGUUCAUCGAAUAUAACUGAAUAUAAUACAGAUGAAAAUAAAUUAACUAUGCGUUUUGAUGAAUUUGUUAAUUUAUGGCGUAAUAAUGAAACAACAUCAGAAUAUUAUUGUAAAGAUUGGCAUUUACAAAAAAUGUCUAAUGAAGCAAAAUCGUUAUUUUAUACUAUUCCAAUUUAUUUUCAAUCAGAUUGGCUUAAUGAAAAAUGUCUUGCAGAAAAUGAAGAUGAUUUUCGUUUUGUUUAUAUGGGUGGUAAUGGAACAAAUACACCAUUACAUAUGGAUGUUCUUGGUACAUAUUCUUGGUCAGCAAAUAUAUGUGGUAAAAAACGAUGGCAUUUUUCUAAACCAUAUUCAAUUGAAGUUAUACAAGAACCUGGCGAUAUAUUAUUUGUACCAUCAGAAUGGUAUCAUGAUGUAACAAAUAUUGGUUAUACAAUAUCAAUUAAUCAUAAUUGGUUUAAUGCAUUUAAUAUUUUUCGUAUUUGGAAAUAUUUAUGUUUAAUACUUAAUGAUAUUGAAUAUCGUAUUGAAGAUUGUCGUUCCAUAAUGAGUGAUACUUGGUAUGAACAUUGUCAAUUAAUACUUCAAGCAAAUGAAGGAAUGAAUUUUGCUUCACUUUAUAAACUUCUAUAUAUAAUUGUUCAACGACGAAUUAAAGAAAAUAAUAAUGAACAGACAAUAUUUGAUUUAUGGAUAAUUGAUAAAUUAAUACGACAUAUGUUGCAUACUACUGCAUUUGUGCAUGCUUUUGAUUUCGAUACAUUUCCUCAAAGACCAAAAGCAUUACUUAAACAAAUUCAUUCAUUUAUUGAGACACAAAAAACAAUAAAAUGUGUGGACGGAUGA